UACUAUUGACAGAUAUUUUUAACCAUGUUUUUGUGGAGACCUAUGUAGUUCUUGACGAUUAUUGUGACAUAAUAACCCAUCUUAUUGUGAAAUAUUUCAUUAAAAUAAGUUUUGUAAAUAUUAAAUACCAUAAAACAAUAUGUGGAAGAGCCUUAAGCUAACGCAGACACAGCUAUCCAAACUACAUUUUAAUGGACAUAGACUUCAAUCCAUUGGUGUGCCAGCUCUCGAUUCUGUAUUGAAUCAAUGGUACGAAUUUUGCAAGAAACCUCCUAAGGGAUUCGAAAAAUAUUUUCAACCAGAAAAUAGUCAGAAACAAGCUAAUAAACCUGAUACUGAUGCAGCACCAGCACCGUCAAAAAGUACGCCGCCUAGUCCGAAACCAAGCUCGUCACAAGAUAAAUGGAAUAUGAACAUGUUCUCUGGUGGUUCAGGAGGUGGCAGAGGCCCGGGGCGCGGCGGUUACGAGGGCCAAGAUAGAGAAAAAUGGAUGAUGUUUGGAGCAAUGGGUGUUGUAACCUUACUAACAACUAUAGCUUACUUCGAACUUCGAUACAGAGAAAUUAGUUGGCGGGACUUCGUUAAUUUAUAUCUUAAUAAAGGACUCGUUGAAAAAUUGGAGGUUAUAAAUAAAAAAUGGGUUAGAGUACGCCUGCAAGGGUCUGCUCUUGAUGGAAAGAUAAUAUGGUUUGCUAUAGGUAGUGUUGAUUCAUUCGAAAGAAAUCUGGAAAAUGCACAAAUAGAAAUGAAUGUUGAACCACCUAAUUUUAUCCCUGUUAUCUACAAGACUGAGGUCGAAGCAGCAAGUUUAACAGGAAUGCUGCCAACUUUAUUGAUAAUAGGUUUCUUGAUCUAUAUGAUGAGAAGAUCAGCAGAUAUGAUGGGCAGAGGUGGACGUAAAGGUGGAGGUCUUUUUGGUGGGGUAAUGGAAUCUACUGCUAAACUCAUCAAUCCAACAGAUAUUGGUGUAAAGUUCCAAGAUGUAGCUGGUUGUGAAGAAGCUAAGAUUGAGAUUAUGGAAUUUGUAAACUUCUUGAAAAAUCCUCAGCAAUAUAUUGACUUAGGAGCUAAAAUACCUAAGGGAGCCUUACUUACCGGCCCACCUGGUACUGGAAAAACUUUACUUGCUAAGGCUACAGCAGGAGAAGCAAAUGUCCCUUUCCUUACAGUGUCAGGGUCGGAGUUUUUGGAAAUGUUCGUAGGUGUGGGUCCAUCAAGAGUUAGGGAUAUGUUCAACAUGGCCCGUAAGCAUGCACCAUGCAUUCUUUUUAUUGAUGAAAUAGAUGCCGUGGGCAGAAAGAGAGGUGGCCGAAGCUUUGGUGGUCAUUCUGAACAAGAAAACACACUGAAUCAACUGCUAGUAGAAAUGGACGGCUUUAACACUACAACAAAUGUUGUAGUUUUAGCUGCUACAAACAGAGUUGAUAUUUUAGAUAAAGCCUUAUUGAGACCGGGUAGAUUUGAUAGGCAGAUCUUUGUACCAGCUCCUGAUAUUAAAGGAAGAGCGUCAAUCUUCAAAGUCCAUUUAGCAAUAUUAAAGACUAGUUUAAAUAAAGAAAAUUUGGCACGUAAAAUGGCUGCACUAACUCCAGGUUUCACUGGUGCAGACAUCGCUAACGUAUGCAAUGAAGCAGCUCUUAUUGCCGCGAGAGAGUUAGCUAAUGACAUUACAAUGAAAAACUUUGAACAAGCUAUUGAAAGAGUGGUAGCAGGUAUGGAAAAGAAAUCGAACGUACUACAACCGGAUGAAAGGAAGAUCGUCGCUUACCACGAAGCUGGACACGCAGUUGCAGGCUGGUUCCUACAACAUGCGGAUCCCUUGCUUAAAGUAUCAAUCAUCCCAAGAGGUAAAGGGCUUGGAUAUGCUCAAUAUCUACCAAAAGAACAGUAUUUGUAUAGUAAGGAACAACUUUUCGAUAGAAUGUGUAUGACACUUGGUGGAAGAGUGAGUGAAGAGAUAUUCUUUGGUAGAAUUACAACUGGCGCCCAAGAUGACCUUAAAAAAAUAACUCAAAGCGCUUACGCUCAAAUUGUGCACUACGGUAUGAAUCCUAAAGUAGGUAACGUUUCGUUCGAAAUGCCACAACCUGGAGAGAUGGUAAUAGAUAAACCAUAUUCAGAGAAAACAGCGGAAUUAAUUGAUUCAGAAGUAAGAGAUUUGAUAAAUUCUGCGCACAAACAUACUACAGAUUUGUUGAUAAAACACAAAGCUAAUAUAGAAAAAGUUGCUGAGAGGCUAUUGAAACAAGAAAUUCUGAGCAGGGAUGACAUGAUUGAGCUUUUGGGUCCUAGACCAUUCCCAGAAAAGAGUACUUAUGAAGAAUUUGUUGAAGGUACUGGUUCAUUAGAUGAAGAUACAACUUUGCCUGCUGGCUUAAAGGAUUGGAACAAAGAGAAACAACCUUCGACACCACCCCCAGAAAGCAUACCAUCAGGGGCAAACCCCAGUAAAAAUUAAGCUAUUUUAUGUAGUACGUAUUGUUGAGUUUUUAGUCAGUUUAUGUGAAAUAAAUAGAUUACCUUAAGA
Molecule: messenger RNA, 2527 nt
Organism: Melitaea cinxia (Glanville fritillary)
Lineage: Eukaryota; Metazoa; Arthropoda; Insecta; Lepidoptera; Nymphalidae
Gene: Afg3l2
Product: AFG3-like protein 2
Exons: 2
Coding region: 140-2458 (772 amino acids)
Biological process (GO): mitochondrial protein processing; protein-containing complex assembly
Cellular component (GO): membrane; m-AAA complex
Molecular function (GO): ATP binding; zinc ion binding; ATP hydrolysis activity
Source: RefSeq, a predicted model, not a curated record